Staurois parvus is the source of this 544-nucleotide messenger RNA. Lineage: Eukaryota; Metazoa; Chordata; Amphibia; Anura; Ranidae. The record is from the annotation of a GenBank genome assembly.
GUGGUGCCGUCACACCUUGCCUGGACGUCAUCUAGCCAUGACAUCAGAGGAAGACAUUACAGUCCAAGGGAGGAGCCGGUACACCUGUGCAAGACUGGAGGGGAGGAGCUGGUACACCUGUGUAGGACUGAAGGGGAGGAGCCGGUACACCUGUGCAAGACUGGAGGGGAGGAGCCGGUACACCUGUGCAAGAAUGAAGGGGAGGAGCCGGUACACCUGUGCAAGACUGGAGGGGAGGAGCCGGUACACCUGUGCAAGACUGAAGGGGAGGAGCUGGUACACCUGUGCAGGACUGAAGGGGAGGAGCCGGUACACCUGUGCAAGACUGGAGGGGAGGAGCCGUACACCUGUGCAGGACUGAUGGGGUGGAGCCGGUACAACCUGUGCAAGGCUGAAGGGGAGGAGCCGGUACACCUGCGCAGGACUGAUGGGGAGGAGCCCUACACCUGUGCAAGACUGAAGGGGAGGAGCCGGCACACCUGUGCAGGACUGGAGGGGAGGAGACGGUACACCUAUGCUAGACAGAAGGGGAGAGAGCCUGUAC